AUGAAUGCUGUCUUGGGUGUGCUGAAAUAUUGGCCACGAUUAUACAACAAAUUAGCUUUGGUAAGUAAUAAGAGUUUUCUGGUGCAGCUGUGCGAUAAUUCGCAUACUUACGUACCAGAGGUACGCCAAUAUUGCUAUCUGCGUACUUAUUUUUUUGCUGGUAGCUCAUGACCUUUCCAAGUCCAAGGUAUUCAAUACCGUAAUUUAGUUGGUAUAUCAUGUGUCUGAGAUGUCUUGGCUUGAAACAUGAUUGCACUGAUGGCACUAAGAAACGUUGGAGUCGGUUGUUUGAAAUAGCAAAACUCUGUUUUUAAAUAGCAAAACUUUUUUUUCAAAUAGCAAAACUCCGUUUUCAAAUAGCAAAACUCCGUUUUCAAAUAGCAAGACUUUCUUUUCAAAUAGCAAAACUCCCUUUUCAAGUAGCAGAAGUCCCUUUUCAAAUAGCAGAACUCCCUUUUCAAAUAGCAAAACUCCUUUUUCAAAUAGCAAAACUCCCUUUUCAAAUAGCAAAACUCCCUUUUCAAAUAGCAAAACUCCCUUUUCAAAUAGCAAAACUCCCUUUUCAAAUAGCAAAACACCCUUUUCAAAUAGCAAAACUCCCUUUUCAAAUAGCAAAACUCCCUUUUCAAGUAGCAAAACACCCUUUUCAAAUAGCAAAAAUCCCUUUUCAAAUAGCAAAACACCCUUUUCAAUAGCAAAACACCCUUUUCAAAUAGCAAAACUUCCUUUUCAAAUAGCAAAACUCCCUUUUCAAAUAGCAAAACUCCCUUUUCAAAUAGCAAAACUCCCUUUUCAAAUAGCAAAACUCCCUUUUCAAAUAGCAAAACUCCCUUUUCAAAUAGCAAAACUCCCUUUUCAAAUAGCAAAACUCCCUUUUCAAAUAGCAAAACACCCUUUUCAAAUAGCAAAACUCCCUUUUCAAAUAGCAAAACACCCUUUUCAAAUACCAAAACUCCCUUUUCAAAUACCAAAACUCCCUUUUUAAAUAGCAAAACUCCCUUUUCAAAUAGCAAAACUCUCUUCUUAAAUAGCAGAACUCCCUUUUCAAAUAGCAAAACUCCCUUUUCAAAUAGCAAAACUCGUUUGCUAUCUUGUAGUCAGAACAUACUUUUCAGAAACCUGUACUUUAUGAACUUUAUUUGUAAAGACUAAGCACACAUUGAGCAUUGAGUACUGAGUUUGUUCUAGCGCAAGUACGCGGCAACAACCAUUGGCGUACCAGUCAGGUACCACUAGAAAUCUUGAAUGAUCGUAACCUGUCAACAGACUUGCUACAAGUUGUUCCAACAACUUGUUAUCGUCCAGCAAUUCAACAAUUUGUCAACAAGUUGCGAGUGACAACUUCAGCGUAGCGACUUUAUGAAACAACAGCAUUGUUACAACUUGUUGACAAGCUUGCCACAAGCCUGUUGCGAACACAUCUUGUUGACAAGUUGUACAUUUUUUACGUAUAAUAAAAAAUUUUCCAAAUCAUAACGUUUGCCUUUUUUACUAGACUUCAAGUGCCGGUGGUGAUGGCGACGGCAUAUUCUCUGGUGAAGCUUUGACUCCAUCCAUACCGGACGAUCAGGCAAAGGUAUUAUGAUAUGCAUUUCACACCUGUUUUUUACGAUUGUUUUGAAAGAGAAUUCAAAUUGACCAAAUAGAUGCAACGUGCAUGCUAGACUACAAUCCUGCAUGGCAAAAACUAAUGAACAUCCAGUUUGAUUAACAAUUCAAUUUAUUCUUCCCCCCUUCCAAUGUUGAGUAAGAUGAUGGUCUCUGUCAUCGAUGAACUAUUGUACACAAUUUUUUUAGAAUCUAUGUCCAACAUUGUGCAGGGCGAGUGGAUUUUGUCUGUUUUAUUAUACACUCACGCGCACUUAAUUAAUCAGUAAUCGUUGAGAGGGUCGCGUGCCGAUCCAAUAUUUUUCGAUAUUGGACAGGAACCUAUUGGACAGUUGCGAAAUGUGGCUUUUUUCAUGGUUUUUCAACCCUUUUCAGAUGUUUUGUCAAUUUCAAACAUACGACAAACGAUAUGGCAGAAUAAUGAAAAGAAUUUGGGACAUUAAUACAGUUUUUUCUACCAGUUUUGUUUAAAAAUAUAAAAGCGUGGGAAAACUUGUCUUCGUGACAUUUAUUUGUUUGCAACAGCCUAGAAGUUAGUAAUAUCAUUUUUUCGUUAAAAUUAGGUCAAAUUUCCUUUAAACAUACAUGGAAUUGAGUUUAUUUAUGCACACAUAUUUGUAAAAACAGGUUUAUUAACUUUUUUUUAGUUAUUUAAGCAAAUUCGCCGCCGAUAUAUGUAUAGUAAUGUUGUCGCUUUAUUAGACUCGCUGUAUUUACUUUAUCGCUUAUUGACAAUUUUGUUAUAGAAUUAUUUUGUUCGAUAUAAUAUAACUCCUAUUGAAGUCAUCUUCGCCCAGUAUGGCAAAAUAUUAAGUCUCGACUUCAAUAUUAGGCUCGACCUUAAUAUUUUGCCAUAUUGGGCUCAGAAGAAUCCAAUAAGAUAUAUUAUUGAUUUUUUAUAGGUGUUUCAUGAACCUUUUGCCAAGAUUGUAGAUUGUAAUCUAAGUCAAACACCACAGCUAAAAAGAACAUAAUGAAAUUAGCAGUGGCGCCGCCAACUGGAUAAUUGGGGGGGGGCGAAUAUUCAUAUCUUCGUGUUCUGCAUUAUUAACUUCUUUUGAAAUCGAUUGUUUUUAUGGUCUGUGAACACAAAUAUAUGAAUAUUCGCCCCCCCCCAAUUGACCUUUCCCCUUAUAACUAAAAUUUCGAUCUAGAUAAAAAUUUCAUCACAGCUUGAAAGAGCAUCACAAAAUUAGUAAUAUUCCAAAGUUUUGUUGCAAAAUCUUGUAAAAUGCGGAUAAUAUAGCCUUGCGAAGUUUGCCGUUUUUCAGUCAUUUUGUAUUACAAACGGGAAAUUGACAUACGAUUCGGGUGUUGGGGCAUCAAUUUCCCGUUUGUAAUCUAAAAUGACUGAAAAUUGCAAAUUUCGCAAGGUUAUAUUAUCCGCAUUUUACAACAUUUCGCAACGAAACUUUGGAAUAUUACUAAUUUUGUGACGCUCUUUCAAGCUGUGAUGAAAUAUUUGUCUAGACUUGCCUAGAUCAAAAUUGUGGUUAUAAGGGGAAAGGUCUAUUAUCGAUCUGGCGGCGCCACUGGAAAUUAGUAACAUUGCGAAAGUAGCGUAGCACGAGCGUGUUGUCCUGACGUGUUGACGAUAUCAGACUUGUUGGAACAACUUGUUGCGAGUCUGUUACCGUCAACAGCAUUGUUACGAGAUGAUAACAACUUGUUCCGGACUUGUCAACAACUCUAGCUCUAUCAGUUCUAAACUGUUCUUCCUAGAGGUCCAGUAAGAAUAAUCUCUUAUUGAUCCAGUGUUACUACAGGAGGAAACCUAAACUAAACUAACUUUAUUUAUACUGGAUAGCUCUAUCAGUUCUAAACUGUUCUUCCUAGAGGUCCGGUAAGGAUCAUCUCUUAUUGAUCCAGUGUUACUACAGGAGGAAACCUAAACUAAACUAACUUUAUUUAUACUGGAUAGCUCUAUCAGUUCUAAACUGUUCUUCCUAGAGGUCCAGUAAGGAUCAUCUCUUAUUGAUCCAGUGUUACUACAGGAGGAAGCCUAAACUAAACUAACUUUAUUUAUACUGGAUAGUUCUACCAGUUCUAAACUGUUCUUCCUAGAGGUCCAGUAAGGAUCAUCUCCUAUUGAUCCAGUGUUACUACAGGAGGAAACCUAAACUAAACUAACUUUAUUUAUACUGGAUAGCUCUAUCAGUUCUAAACUGUUCUUCCUAGAGGUCCAGUAAAAAUCAUCUCUUAUUGAUCUCACAACUUGUCAGCAAGAUGUGUUCGCAUUGCUUGUUCCUUGACAAUUUAGAACAAGUUGUGAUCACCUUGUAACAAGGUUGAUGAGGCCAACAGACUCGCAACAAGUUGUUCCAACAAGUCUGAUAUCGUCUGCACGUAACAAGUCGAUGACAACAAGCUCGUAGCAACUUGUUACGAACAGCCUGCAUUAGUCUUGUUGGAACAACUUGUAGCAAGUCUGUUGUCCUCACCAAUAUUGUCACAAGAUGAUAACAACUUGUUCCAGACUUGUCACUCAACAACUGGGACAAGCAGUGCGAGCACAUCUUGUUGACAAGCGGAAUUUGUUUAGAGUAAAUAUAGCAAUCAUUAUGAGCGGCACAUCACUUAAACGUAAACGCAUUUUUUCCCAUUUUUAGACUCUCAUAACCGAGAGCAUGGAUCCGAGUCUCUUGUUUGACGCAAUUUCCGCUGGUACAUUAGAUACCUCAGGUAUAAUUCUACGACAGAAUUUUUCUUAUUGUGUGUUCAAUGUUUGUCUUUUGUAUGUGGAAAAUUAUUUUAAUAUUUUUUUCUCAGUGAUAUUUCAAUCUUUUUACGCAGGAGAAAGCGGAGAAAUGCGUAUUACCACACCAUUCUCGAUACCAACAGACGAGGGUUAGUGUUUAAAAGAUACCGUAAACAAAAUACUAACUUCAGUAACUUGUGUCCAAUCUACAAAAUUUUAGAUCUUUUUCAGGGGGCCGGUUGUAUAAAAAAGUGAUUAAAAUCAUAGACGGAUUUUUAUAUUAACGUUCGGUGGUGGAUAAAUAUCUGGGGGGUGCUGCUUGCUUGCUUUGGCCGGGGCGUGGUGGCAACGCCCGGAAAAUCCGUGCCUGAUUAAAGUUAACUAUAGUUAGUGGAAACGUCAUCCGAUAAGAAGCGCGUAUUUGAGAGUUAACCAAUAUUUAACUACAAAAUAGUGAUUAAAAAAGUGAUUAAGAGUUUUAUACAACCGACCCCAGGUAGUUCAGACAUGAACCACGGCAGCUUUUGAUGGAACACUACAUACAAUGAAUCACCACGUUUGAGAUAUCUUUUUCAGGUAGUUCAUACACAAACCAGGUCCAGUGUAGGUAGUAUUCUACAAUAAGCUGUCGUGAUUUGUGUCUGAACUACCUGAAAAAGAUAUCUCAAACGUGGUGGUCCAGUGUAGGUAGUAUUCUACAAUAAGCUGUCGUGGUUUGUGUCUGAACUACCUGAAAAAGAUAUCUCAAACGUGGUGGUCCAGUGUAGGUAGUAUUCUACAAUAAGUUGUCGUCGACAGUUUAUCGUAGAAUACUACCUACACUGGACCACCACGGUUGAGAUAUCUUUUUCAGGUAGUUCAGACACAAACCACGACAGCUUAUUGUAGAAUACUACCUAUACAAUGUUUCAACAAAAUUCUUAUAAAUGCACGGGUAUACAUGAAUAUAUAUGCUAUUAUUUUUUCAGAAAGUGAUGGAUUAAUCAGUCAAGCGUUAUUGACGGGAAACUUUGAAGUUGCUGUUGAUGUUUGCUUCAGAUGUGAUAGAAUGGUACGUCUGUGCUGAUUGCAUAGCCCUAAUGGCUCUCACAAUAUUCUGUAGUCUAUGCAUUAAAACACUAUAUUGCAUUGGUAAGAAGGAUGCACUUAUGAUUAGGAUCUUAGGGUUUGUAAUCCAAGUGAGAAUAUAUACAUUUUAAGACCUAACCAGGAACGACUGCGAAAAAUGCAGCACAAGGUCCUCUGGUAGGAAUUGAACCUACGGCCCUGCGAUUCCGGUGCAGCGCUCUAACCAUUUCUGAGCUCGUAUCAGUACAGUUAAAAUUCUUUCUAUCGUUUCUUUCUUUUGGAAAAUAUUUUAAAAAUAUUUUCUUGGACCAAAUACUCAUCCCAGGUCAAAAACUUUACCAAAGGAUACCAUUCAGUUGUCACACAUGUCCUUUACCACUUCUGUGAGACACGAGUUCGAUAACUGCUUGUGCAAUUUUCUGCAGUCUAAAGUUUCAUGUUGUCUGCACAUGUACUUUCUUUGGAGAUACCAUUUGCCUCCUGACAAAUCGAAAAAUGAUCAAGAUAUAGUGACUCGGAUUGAUUUACAUAUUGUAUUGAGAUAUGACUGUUGACAUUGUUUUUUAGUCUUCAAUAUUUGGGUGAGUCAUGCUUUGGAAGUGACAAUACAUUUUUAUUACCCAAACCUUGAGUUGUUUUGUUUUUCGUUUACCCAAUCUUUUACUAAAAACGUUUCACUGAAAAAAAACUUUCAAAAAUGUCAAGAUCUCUUAGAUUAAAUUUUCGAUUUAUAUCUUACCACAUUUUAGGCUGAUGCUUUUCUACUGGCAAUCGCUGGCGGACCCGAACUCCUUGCUAAAACUCAACAAAUGUACUUUCAAAAUAAGAAGAGUAAUCUGAAGCGGGUAAGAAGAAUACUAUAAAACUCUAGCUUGAUCAAACACGGAUCAGAGUUGAUAAGAGUUGUAACUCUCGCCUGCAUUAGGCAAUUCCAGCUAUGGACUAAAUUUUGAUCUAGGCAACAAAAACAGAAUUUAAAGUUAGUUCGUUCACUGCAACCAGGUAUAUCAAUCAUGUUUCGCUCGCUACUCUGGUUUAAAUAAAUGAUUACAAAGAACAAAAUUCAUCACCAUAGCUCAAAAGAGCAUGUUAAAAUUGCAAAGUUUGGUGGAGAAAUUUUUAAAAUAUAGCCCUACGAAACUUGCAAAUUUUGUAAUAAUUUGUAUUACGCACGGGAAAGUGCACGGCAUUUCGGCCCAAAUGUGGUGCAUUUUCCCGUGCGUAAUACAAAUUACUGUCGUUCCAAUUGAAGUGUUGCUCAAAUAUUGAUUCAAUACAUUACCUCUGGCUGACCAAUUCAUUUGAUCGAGUUCCUCGAGAUAUUCAUACACUUCCUGUGAAAGAGCUAAUUCCAAGUAUUUGAUCAUUUCUGGUCACUUCCUUUCUGUUUAUGAUUGGUUAGUUGCACAAACAGCAAAAUUUGAUUGGUGCAUUCAAACUAUUCAACAGGAAGUUUACAAUUAUACCAGGAAGUGUAUGAAUAUCUCGAGGAACUUGAUGAAAUGAAUUGGUCAGCCCGAGGUAAUGUAUUGAAUCAAUAUUUGACCAACACUUCAAUUGGAACGACAGUAAUACAAAAUUUGCAGGGCUAUACUUUCCUCAUUUUACAACAUUUCUCCACCAAACUUUGCAAUUUUACUAAUUUUAACAUGCUCUUUCUAGCUGUAGUGAUGGAUUUUGAAUCAUUCAUUGACCAUUGACUUCUUUCUUCUAGUUGAUGUCCGUGGUAGUGAAUCGUGAUUGGCCUGAUGUUGUCAAGAGUUGCAAUUUGGAGAACUGGCGCGAGGCUCUUGCGAUCCUAGUCACAUAUGCUAAGCCGGAAGAGUUUGCUCCACUCUGCGAUCUGCUAGGUCAGCGGCUAGAGGCACAACAGGACGAGAAUUAUGCUAAUGCGAUGGUGUGUUAUAUCUGCGCCGGAAAUGUGGAGAAGUUUGUCUCCUGUUGGUAAGUAGAAAAUACAGACGAUAUUAAGGUUACAGAACACCUUUGAGUGUUAAUUUUGCCUAAAAUUUUUUAUUGGUUUCAAUGAAAGCAUCAGACUAGUUCUACUAUCUGACCAAGUUUGAACGAAAAAUGUUGAAAACUCGCAGAGUUAUUUAAUAAAAUACAUUUCGCUGCAAUAAGAAAAACAUUGAAAAUGUAGUAUUCAAAUUCAAUUUUCUCCCGAAGAAUUUUACGGUAAUUACUUAUUUUCAAACGAUUUUUUAAUUUUGGAUAUUUUAAAAAUAAAGAGCAAUUCACUCAAACAAUUCAGAAAUAUAUUGCAGUCGUCAAAGAAAUCGCCAUAUCAGCGGAAUGACGAAAUAAACAAAAAUUUCCGAACACAAUUUUUUAGAACAACUAUUUUACUGUAUAAAAAUGAUAUUUUCAUAAAUAUAACUUAAAACCAGCAGGAGCACAACUCAAAAGCGUAAAGGUUCCGCGAUUUAAGAUUUUCCUGAAUAAUUCGUACAUUAUUUUAUUGUUUGUUAAUUUUACAACUUUACCUUAUUUUGCAUGCACUGCAUGGAGAACAUUUGGUGAAAAUUUGAUGAAAAUCGGACUGAUAUUGAGCGCGCAGUAGCGUUUUCCGCAAAACGCCAAAAAGGGUGUCCUGUAACCUUAAGCGAGCUGAAACAAACGAAUAAGCUCGCUAGUAUCGCUUAAGACCAGAAGAAAUUUUCUCUUUUUAAAUUACUUUUAUCGUUAACCCCAUAAAUCUAUUUGGUGAACACUAUAUGCGUAUUAUGCUAAAGUGUCGCUGUUCUUUAUUUUGUUCUAGGUCUAAAACGAUGCCCGCUGAACCGUCGCCUUUAGAACUGCAAGUACGUAUAUUAUUAUUAUUAUAUUCAAAAUUCAAUGCCUUGCAAGUAUAUAUUAUAUAUACCUAGAAUAUUUGCAAAACGUAUGUGUACAUCGUUAAAGAUGUAAAGAGAGUAAUUAAACCGUAGAACGCUAAAAUGAGUGAUCUUCUCAUAUUUUAACACAUUUGGGUGUACAACUAUAUUAUUAAUUAAAAGACAUUGGCAAUAUAAAACAGUUUGUCUCAUUCAAAGGAAAUUAUAUAUUAAACUCUAUUAACGAUUUGUCAUAUCUUGCUUAGUUCCUGAAAUAUUUAGAGCGAAAUUAAUGAGCUUUCCGCCAUCUUGGACUAAUUCUUGACCUCAUUAACUAUGGUUUUGAUGACGUCAGGAGUUGGGUUAACCAUAUAAAACUACUCUAAAAUGACUGAGUAACAAUCCAGAAUUGUUUGAAAUGUUUUUAAUCAUUUCUAAAUUUCAGACAGCAACCAGAAACCCAUAUUAAUCGCUCAUUCUGAAGAUAAAAAAUUAGCGUGACCCCUCUCUUGACGUAACAUGCAUAUCCUCAAUAAUCCAAGAUGGCGAACAGCUCACUUUUUUCAGUCGAAAUAUUUUGAAAACUAAGCAAGAUAUACUGUAAACAAUCUGUAAUAGAAUUUGAGAGUGGGAUGUAAGAGUUCUUUCAAAUGAAAUGAACUUAGUGUCCUUUACAACCAUUAUAGUCCUGCACUUAAAAAGUUUGAUUGAAUCCGUGGAAAUAGUAAUCAAUUUCAAUUUGUUGGUAGGCGGAAGUGUGGAACUGUGAAAACGUCCACAGAUUUCAUGUCUUCUUUGGAUUCGGGAAAACGUUCUUCUGCAAAACCUUUGAAGUUUGAAUCAUGAGAUUUUUAAACAGUAUUACAAGUUUACAUUACUUCAUGUUAGUAUCUGUUCUAAAGUUUACUCUACAUUUUUCAAACACCCCUGGCUUUGUGAGUUUUGUGCCGCUAUGUUUCUUCACUUCAACAUUUUCAUUCAACCAAGUACGCCAUCAAAUUGAUCAAAAUGUCAAAUGUAUAAUAAUAUUGAAAACUGAAGGUAUAAUUUCCCAGAAUUUGGGAGUCCGUUUUUCGUUGUACAUCGUCUCCCUUUUCCGCAGAAUUUGCGAGUCCGCUUUUGUUGUAGGCCGUCCCAAGACGCCUUUCUGUGUAAAAGCCUGGUUACAAGUCUUUUUUGUUUGUUUUUAGAAUCUUAUUGAGAAAGUGAUGAUUUUAAAGCAAGCUGUUGAAAAAGAACGACGUCAAGUGGUUAAAGCCACGAACUCUCACGUCUCGGAAAUGUUGUGGUAAGUUUUCUAACUAGGCAAUUCUAUGAUGAAAUCUCUAAGUAUUCCCAGUCAAUUUUAGCAAAUAUUUCAAGCAUUAAACAGUGAUAAAUGCAUCGCAAAUUUCGUUAAAAUUGGGGACGCCAAUUUCGUAGUUACAAAUGUAAAAAAAUACAAAACAAAGACGAAAAACAUUUACCUUGAAUACUUUUGUCGUGGCUUAGGCAUGUUUUUAAAACAAUUAGACCAGUUUAUGCUUCAAUAUUACUCUUUUAAAGCGGAAAAUGUAGCGAAAUAACAAAAAUGCUGAGAACUUUGGGAAUACGCGUGACGUUACAGAUUGCAACUAGGUUUAGACUGUGACGUCAGCAAGUUUCCUAUCCAGUUCUUUUACAAUCCAUGAUCUGACCAUAGAUUAAGUAAGGAUAGUUUAUACUUAAGUAUAUACUUCAUCUGUAGUCUUACUCGGUACUACAGAGGAGAUGGACUACUGUGUAUAUUAUUAUGUGUCCUUACUUAAUCUGUAUCACGGAUUACUUAAUCUGUGCCGUUAUAAUUAAAGCAAAACACGAAUAAUUCUUAUCUUUAACUUGAAAAUGAUGCAAGAAGUAUCGAAACGUCGUUGUAAUAAAAUAAAAUUAAUAUCGCUAUCAUUUGUUUCAAAGUUAAAAAUUAUUCUUCCCCGUUGUAUCUUUCAGUAAGUACGCUAGUAUAUUGGCGUCCCAAGGCAGCGUUGAGAUUGCAAUGGAGUAUUUGAUGUCAGCCAAUGACCAGGUACCGUCCUGUUACAAUAAUAUUCUUCUCAACAAUGUAUAGCUUUGCUUUCGAAACAUAUUUGCUGGAAAUUAAAGGAUUUUCGUUUCAAUUGGUCAAUCCUAAAACACGCAUUUCUUACAGUAAAAAUUUCGCAUCUUAUAGCAAGUCUGUCAACAAGUUGUGUGCGCACUGCUUGUCCCAAGUUGUCAACAAGUAUGGAACAAGCUGUUAACAACUUGCAACAACCUUGUUGAUAUUAUCAGACUUGUUGCAAGGUUGUUCCAACAAGUCCGAUACAGUCAUGUUAUAUAAGUACCAUAUUGCUACAACCUUGUGUCGUCAACCUUGUAACAUUCUUAUUAUAUCAUGACUAUAUCAGACUUGUUAGAACAACCUUGUAACAUUCUUGUUAUAUCAUGACUGUAUCAGACUUGUUGGAACAACCUUGUAACAUUCUUGUUAUAUCAUGACUGUAUCAGACUUGUUAGAACAACCUUGUGACAUUCUUGUUAUAUCAUGACUGUAUCAGACUUGUUAGAACAACCUUGUAACAUUCUUGUUAUAUCAUGACUGUAUCAGACUUGUUAGAACAGCCUUGUAACAUUCUUGUUAUAUCAUGACUGUAUCAGACUUGUUAGAACAACCUUGUAACAUUCUUGUUAUAUCAUGACUGUAUCAGACUUGUUAGAACAACCUUGUAACAUUCUUGUUAUAUCAUGACUGUAUCAGACUUGUUAGAACAACCUUGUAACAUUCUUGUUAUAUCAUGACUGUAUCAGACUUGUUAGAACAACCUUGUAACAUUCUUGUUAUAUCAUGACUGUAUCAGACUUGUUAGAACAACCUUGUAACAUUCUUGUUAUAUCAUGACUGUAUCAGACUUGUUAGAACAACCUUGUAACAUUCUUGUUAUAUCAUGACUGUAUCAGACUUGUUAGAACAACCUUGCAACAUUCUUGUUAUAUCAUGACUGUAUCAGACUUGUUAGAACAACCUUGUAACAUUCUUGUUAUAUCAUGACUGUACCAGACUUGUUAGAACAACCUUGUAACAUUCUUGUUAUAUCAUGACUGUAUCAGACUUGUUAGAACAACCUUGUAACAUUCUUGUUAUAUCAUGACUGUAUCAGACUUGUUAGAACAACCUUGUAACGUUCUUGUUAUAUCAUGACUGUAUCAGACUUGUUAGAACAUUCUUAUAACAAGUCUGACAAUGCCAUCAAGCUUGUUACAAGUUGUCAACAGCUUGUUCCAAACUUUUUACAACAACCGGGCAGAAUUAAUGCAAACACAACUUGUCGACAGCUUGUGAACAGAUUUGUAACAGCUUUUUCUCAGACCUGUAACAACUUGUGUAUGAGGAAAUGUAUUUUGUGUGCGGAGACAACAAUGUUUUCAUGCAAAGAUUUCUCUGUUUUUCCUCCAGGAAGAUGUAUCGGUAUUACGAGAUAGACUCUAUUACGCUCAGUAUCCUAGUCACGUGACAUCUUCCAUAACUCCUCCAUCAUUUCCAUUCCCGAGAGUUGACGUGAAAGCCGCGCCCGAAGUACAACCUCAGGUACAUGUAAUUGUCAAUAUGAAUAUAAGAUAUGAUUAACUUCAUCCAUAGAUGCCAAAGACAUGGUAGUAGUAGAUUUUAUUCACCGUCUUUGGUAGAGAAUUGCAGUGGUAUUAUAGAUUAAAAGAGAUUAAAGAAUUGCAAUAGAUCUAGAGUAUAUGUAUAAACUAAUAUUAGCAACAAUUAUGUUUAUGACUAUGUAACUAAAAUAAUAAUUAUUUCCUACAUAUUCAACUAUAUUGUUUACUAUGUUCGUUAAAAUAGCUCGGAAAAGCUGAUCUCGUUAUAAUGGAUUGUUCAUGUCUGUCAAUAAUUCACUCCACAUGUGAAGUUCUUUGUAUAUAUGUUUGUAUGUACACUGUAAAUUUGUAACAAAACCAAGCUGUCUAUCUUUUUUUUCUAAGUAUACCUAAGUGCCGAUCACUAAUUUAUAAAUAUUUGUCAGUACAGUAGCUGCUACAUGGACUAUUGGUCUUAAUGAAAAACGUAAUGUGCUGUCUAGUAGAUAGGAUAUAGUAUGGCGAUAAAUUAUAUAAUAUGCUUGUGAUGUUAUUCUGAGUGUAUAUCCACACCGGGCAGGCUUGAAAAAUAUGCCUGGCCACGGUGGGAAUCAAACCUACGACCUUUGGAAUACUAGCCCGAUGCUCUGCCAACUGAGCUACGCGGUCAGGACGGUUCGAGUAUGUGAUAUUUCGGAACUGAGUCUAGUUCCUUCGAUAUCAAUGUAAUCUAGUAAUAUUAAUAGCUUGCAUUGAUAUGGAAGGAACCAGAACUACAUAUUUUUCAGGCCUGCCCGGUGUGGAUAUACACCCAGAGUAACAUCACAAGCAUCAUAUUCACCUGAGUACACUAACAGAAAAAAUCAAAUCGUAUAAUACUUUUAAAAUAAAAUAAAAUUUAAUUGCAGCCCCAACGUUUUUUUACUUUACUGUGUUUUUUUCUCUAGCAACAAGCAAGUCAAGCCCAGCAGAGUUUUGCUCCAUCGCAAGUUCAGCAAAAUGUAAGUAAUGCUAUCUGUCCGCAUGUAAUUUAUUUAAAUGUUAAUGGGUCGAGUAUGAUGCGUCCUACUGUACUUCAUUAUUUUACUCUGUCUAACGCCAGACGAUUUUACCCGUCAAGGGUAGAGCGCUGGCCCUUGAUGGGUUAAACUUUGGCCGUUGCCAUGAAUAUAAACAAGGAAAACGCAAACAGGAAAACAUCUGGAACAAAUACAAAACAGCAAGUCGACAAGUUAAAUUAGCAACCUUGUAGCAACGUGAUAAAAUAACAGCAUUGUUACAACUUGUUGACAAACUUGCUACAUGCAAAUCUGUUGCGAACGCAUCUUAUUGACAAGUUGUAAGGAUUUUUACGCGUGUAGUUUUAAUCUUUUCAUUGGUCAUGAAUUGAAUUAUUUUUGUUUCAGACUGGCAUACCACAACAGCCUCAACCAUCAAACUUCUAUAAUCCAGGCAGUUAUAAUCCGACCCAGGCUCCCACCUCGCAUGUGCCGACGUCGUUGUCAGGGCAACAUCAGUUCCCUCAUACGUCAUAUUACCAUGGCAACCAAGCUCCUUCCCAGACCAAUGUCGCGUACCCAUCACAAACAAAUCCAUCUUAUGGUAUAAUGUGUUUAAUAGAUUUUAUAUCAGUCGUGAAUUUUUGUCGAAACAACAUGAGGAAGCCAUUAAGUGUUCAUGAAAUUGAAAUGAAAAACAAAUGAAGUCUUCAAGCUGAGACAAAAGGGCCAUUUAAACGAGACAAAAUAAGACGCUACUUACGUAAGACGCGACUUAAAUAAAACGCGAGUUUGUCGUAUAAAAGGUACAAAAUUCUUAUGUAAGCCUUGGAUAAGACGCGCCUUAAAUAAGAACAUGACUUUCAGCUGUUCUUAUUUAAGUCGCGUCUUGAAUAACUGAAAUUUUGAACAAAAAUUCUAACUAUACAUGCCCGAAACUUGAAACAACGUAAAAUUACUAGCCUUGCAUAUUAAAACAAAAGAAACCGAAACAGCAUUAUAGCUAUAGCAAGUAAAUAAGACUAAAGCCGUAGAGAACCAUUUAUGCGAUAACUCCGCUUAUAUAAGACGCGUAUUAUGUAAGUCGCGACUUAUUUUGUCCCGUAUAAAUGGACCUAAAGUGUGCAAACGAAAAUUUUCGCUUUUCAAGCCUUCCUUGCCGGUCGUACACAUGAAGAAAUUUUUCUUGUCCAAAAGCUUGAGCUUUGGACCAAGGUUCCUUAACUUCCUUGGCAAGAAAAACUGUCAUUUUUUACCGUACAAACAAGCAAAUGAAACUUGUCAAGAAAAUCUUACUCAGCUAGAGAUGUAUGGCGCUUAAUACGCACCAGUUCUGACCGAAAAUCUCCUUUUAGGGACCGGUCGUUAUUUAUGGGGGGGGUACAGCGGAAGAAAAGGGUUGGGUAAACAAAAUGUUGAGUGAGUAAAAGGUUGGGUAAAUGAAAAACAAAACAACUCAAGGGUUGGGCAAUAAAAAUUUAUUGUCAUUUCCAAAGCAUGACCCACUGAAAUAUUGAAGACUGAAAAGCAAUGUCAACAGUCAUAUGUCAAUACAAUAUGUGAAUUAAUCAGAGUCACUAUUUUGAUCAUUUUGACAAAACAAAUGGUGUCUCCAAAGAAAGUGCAUGUGCAGACAACAUGAAACUUUAGACUGCAGAAAAUUGCACAAGCAGUUAUCAAACUCGUGUCACAGAAGUGGUAAAGGACAUGUGUGACAACUGAAUGGUAUCUUUUUGUAACGUUUUUGCCAGGGUGGGUAAUUUUUUUUAAUUGAUAUUUGAGGUUGGGUAAUCAAAUUUCUGUCUUUUUAAUGGUUGGGUCAGCAAAAUUUUUGCCACGAAAAAUAUUUCUCUUCGGUGCCACCCCAUAGAUAAUGACCGGUCCCUUAACACGUUUUAUUUUUCCACAGGAAACCUUCCAGGUAUUCUUCCCCCCACAUCCCAAGGUCCCUCUCCAGUUAGCAAUCAGCCCCCCUCCCCUGGCCACUAUAACCCCCCACCUCCUACCUCGCAGAUAGGUUACCCCAGCAAUGCCCCUCCUCCCAUCCAAGGAUACGGUGUAUCUAAUACUCCAGGGGCUCCCCCCUCCUCCUACCCUCCCCCACCACCAGCUGGACAACUCGGACAACCUCACACAGGUAAGAAUGGAGUGUGCCUCAUUUUCUCGACGAACCAAAAUUACACGAUUACCCAAAAAAAUUUUACAUUUAUAUUUUGACUUGUGUUUGAUUUUAUAAACACACGUCAUCGAAAAAGUGUUUCCGAACGAAAAUUACACGAUUUUAAUAUGUCACAAAUUGUUUUUACAUUCAUGUCCGUCCAUGGACCUUGAAAAUACUGGAAAGUUCUUGAAUUGGAGAAAACAAUUCCAAGACUUGGAAAGUCUUUGAAAAUCAGUAGAAGUCCUUGAAAGUCCUGGAAUUAAUUUCCUUAACCUCCAGCUGUGCCAACAUUAGUGAUUUUGUGGAAUAUUACUGGAUAAAGUGAAUUAUUUACGGCAAAUCCGUGCCAUUUUCAAAGAUUUUUCCCAGUUCUAGGUCCUUGAAUGUACUGAAAAAGGGACAUGAAAGUCCUCAGGGUGUACACGGGUCUUGGAAAUCCUGGCAAGUCCUUGAAUUUCACCUUUACCGAAGGAUGGACAAAUCACUCACACGCCGUGAAAAAAAAUUCCUUUGCGUUUUGCAACGCUCAUACGAUUUAAAAUAAAAUUACAAGGACUAACCGUUUGCAUAUCGUCUUUUAUGCAAGAGAUAAAGCAUCAUGUUGUAUCAGAUACACGAAGUCUCAAUGGUAUGUCUUAUACAAACGGACGCGAAUGUUUUGUAUAGCUUGUGAAACGUCUUGAUUGGAACAUUCGUAUUUUCAACAAUGUAAAAUAAAUGUACGAUAUUUGGUGAAAAAAUGGACCAUUCCCCGAAUUAACCAAAAUUUUGAUCUCAACAAGUCGAGGCAAAAUUCCAUCAUAGCAUGAAAGAGCAUCACAAAAUUAGUAAUAUUUCAAAGUUUCGUUGCGAAAUGCUGUAAAAUGCGGAUAAUAUAGCCUUGCGAAGUUUGUAAUUUUCAGUCAUUUUAGAUUACAAACGGGAAAUGGUUACCACUUCUGUGCGUAAUACAAAAUUACUGAAAAUUACAAACUUCGCAAGGCUAUAUUAUCCGCAUUUUACAACAUUUUGCAACGAAACUUUGGAAUAUUACUAAUUUUGUGAUGCUCUUUCAAGCUGUGAUGAAAUAUUUGUUUAAGCUAGUUAAGAUCAAAAUUUUGGAAAGUGGUAACCAUUUCCCGUUUGUAAUCUAAAAUGACAGAUAAUUGCAAAUUAUUAUUAUAUUAUUUGAAUAUUACUAAUUUUGUGAUGCUCUUUCAAGCUGUGAUGAAAUUUAUGUUUGGGCUAGUUAAGAUCAAAAUUUUGGUUAAUUGGGGAAUGGUCCAUUGAAAUCAGCAUGAUUUUGUAUCAGAUAUACAAAUUCCUUCACGCCCAUGAUUUCUUUUGUGUUUUCUUCAUGAAUUAUUAAUGAGUUUCACAAUUAUCGCGCCGUGGGAUAACGCCGAAUACAAAUGGAAUAACGGUCUGAUAUAUUUCUUUUAUUAUUCCAGAGCCCCCACCUCCAACGUCGACGUGGUCGGCGGAUGGCACACAUGCUAUUGCGAAGAAACAUCAGGUGUGUUUCCUGGCCUGCCAAUCAUUUCAUCUAGUUAAGAAAUUAUUGCUUCGAUAUUGCUUUCAGGAAUUAUUUUGGCCCCUGCCUUUCUCUCUAAUGUACGCCACUGCAAAUGACAGGGUCCUCACGGUCCUUGAAAAUCCUGGAAAUUCCUUGAAUUUCUUAAAAAAAAUCCUGGCCUGGAAAGUCCUUGGAAACUGAUAAUAUAGGUUCGAUUCCCACCGUGGUCAGGCAUAUUUUUCAAGCUUGCCCGGCGUGGAUGCACACUCAGAGUAACAUCACAAACAUCAUAUUCACCUGAGUACAUUACACCAACACGGAAAAAUCAUUACUGAUUAUUAGAUUACAUUGAUAUCGAAGGAACUAGAUUCUGUCCUGAAAUAUCACAUACUCGAACUGUCCUGACCGCGUAGCUCAGUUGGCAGAGCAUUGGGCUAGUAUUCCAAAGGUCGUAGGUUCGAUUCCCACCGUGGCCAGGCAUAUUUUGCAAGUUUGCCCGGUGUGGAUAUACACUCAGAGUAACAUCACAAGCAUAAUAUUCGCCUGAGUACAUUACACCAACACAGAAAAAUCAUUCACGAGUGUAUAUUUUUUCAAAUUGCACAAGAAACCAUACUGCAGUUACUUAUUAAUAAUAUACAAUGAAAGAAUUACGCAGUUACAUGCUUGUGUAGACCACAUAAUUUUUAAAUAGCAAUCUACAAAAGCUCCAGCCAUUUUUGUCACUUGUAAAUGUUCGGGUUUUUGUAUUAUUUUCUGCUAUAAAUCCAUGUAUCUUGUAAUCAAUGAAAUUUGCAUUGUAUUUCAUUUCUUGCCACUGUAUUUCGAAAAAAUUGCUCUCAGUCAAUCCGAAUUGAGAAAUUUUUUCAGGUAUAUUAUGAACACAUGUAUCAUUUAUUUUCCAGCCGACAAACUAUACUCCACCAGCACCAAUAACAAUGCCAAUAUUUAAUGCUUCAUCUGAACAACAACCCGUGCAAACAGGUAAUUACAUACCAAAAAAUAAUUUUGUUCAGCCACAAAAAAAUGAAGUAUGAAUACUCCCAUUCACUUAAUUUGAAUUCAGUAAAGCAGGGCGCAUUGCCCUACAAAGGGUUAGGACAGGUCCGAUUGUAUUUUGACGUGAAAAGGUUUAAAAGAGUAACUUAUAUUUAUUAUUUGAUUAUUAUAGGUGACCCUACCGGUAGCGCAAUGCCCUCAAUGAUUCAUCAAGGUAGCGGUUUACCCCCAGGUGCUCCUCCUCAAGGGCCAGUUCAGAAUAUUCCAGUUGCGAAUCAGGUAAGGAUUGCUGUUGGUGCAUGUGGCUUUCUAGGGAGAACAGUUUAGAACUAUCCAGUAUAAGUAAAGUUAGUUUAGUUUAGGUUUCCUUCUGUAGUAACACUGGAUCAAUACGAGAUGACUCUUACUGCACCUCUAGGAAGAACAUUUUUUAGAACUAUGCAGUAUAAGUAAAGUUAGUUUAGUUUAGAUUUCCUCCUGUAGUAACACUGGAUCAAUAAGAGAUGAUUCUUACUGGACCUCUAGGAAGAACAGUUUAGAAGUGAUAGAGCUAUCCAGCAUAAAUAAAGUUAGUUUAGUUUAGGUUUCCUCCUGUAAUGACAUUGGAUUAAUAAGAGAUGAUUCGUACUGGACCUCUAGGAAGAACAGUUUAGAACUGGUAGAGCUAUCUAGUAUAAAUAAAGUUAGUUUAGUUUAGGUUUCCUCCUGUAGUAACACUGGAUCAAUAAGCGAUGAUCCUUACUGGACCUCUAGGAAGAACAAUUUAGAACUGAUAGAGCUAUCCAGUAUAAAUAAAGUUAGUUUAGUUUAGGUUUCUUCCUGUAGUAACACUGGAUCAAUAAGAGAUGAUCCUUACUGGACCUUUUGGAAGAACAGUUUAGAACUCCUGUAGUAACUCUGGAUCAAUAAGAGAUGACUCUUACCACGGUUAAUGGUCUAUUAAUCGCGCUCUUGCUGAACUGCAAGGAGAAUAUAAUGUAUAACUGCUAGAGCUGCAGGUAUCUUGUACAAAAAAGAUAUACCAUAGGUUAUUUUUCAUUUGUUGGUUUUCAAACUUUUUUUUUCUUUAUCUUCUCUUAGCCUGAACCUGUGAAAGAAGUUAUAAAGGCUCCCAUCCCUGCCGAACAUAUCCAAUUACAAGAGGCAUUUGAUGGUUUGGUUGCCAAGUGUCGUGGAACCGCUAUGAACCAGGUACAAUAAUGACACAUUUCCUGGUCCAAUGUAUGUUGUAGCAUCAAUGGACCAUUCCCCAAUUAACCAAAAUUUUGAUCUCAACAUGUCUAGACAAAAUUCCAUCAUAGCAUGAAAGAGCAUCCCAAAAUUAGUAAUAUUCCAAAGUUUCGUUGCGAAAUGUUGUAAAAUGCGGAUAAUAUAGCCUUGCGAAGUUUGUAAUUUUCAGUCAUUUUCUAUUACGCACAGAAGUGGUAACCAUUUCCAGUUUGUAACCUAAAAUGACUGAAAAUUGUAAAUUUCGCAAGGCUAUAUUAUCCGCAUUUUACAACAUUUUGCAACGAAACUUUGGAAUAUUACUAAUGUUGUGAUGCUCUUUCAAGCUGUGAUGAAGUUUUUGUCUAGACUUGUUGAGUUAAAAAUUUUGGUUAAUUGGGGGAAUGGUCCAUUGCGUCAACCAUUUAUCUUUUCUCUCUUUAGCAAACGAAGAAAAAGCUGGAUGAUGUGACCAAGAAACUUGGUGCUUUAUACGAUAAAUUAAGAGAACAAAAGGUUCAACUAUCUUAUUGUUGUUGUCAAUUCCAGGAUCACUUUUGACAGGCUUCGUACGAAACUUCAUAAUCCUUGAGCACUUGAAAUUGGAUACAAAAAAUCAAGAUCUUUGAAACUUGAAAUCUUCGAUGAUACUUGCUUACUAAAGUAUCAUCGAAGAUUCGAAGUCCUGAACAUAAACUCGUAAUUUGCAGUGUUUUACCAAUAUAGGCAACGAAUUAAACGUAACAAGUUUGUAGACGUUUGUUAUGUCUCACCGGGCAGGCUUGAAAAAUAUGCCUGGCAUAUGCCUGCCCGGUUUCAAUUACAAAGCUUUAAUAAUUAUUCUCUGCCCAAGGUGCAAUACAGUGAGGACUUUAAACAUCUCGAUAAACUGUUGUUUUCAGUUUCGUCACUUACUUUGCGUUAUUUUCGCGAUGGAAAAGCGAUUGAUUUCAGAAUGGCUAACACUCUUCUUUUGUUCUAUUUUAGCUAUCAGCAUCAAUUCUCGCUGGUUUACAUCAUAUAGCUCAAGGUACGUCUCUUUAG
This is a messenger RNA of Paramuricea clavata, 19672 nucleotides long. NCBI's taxonomy places the organism in Eukaryota, Metazoa, Cnidaria, Anthozoa, Malacalcyonacea, Plexauridae. The record is from the annotation of a GenBank genome assembly.